AUGGGCAAUAGCACAUCUUCUACAAGAAAGUCUGCCGCCGUAAACCGGCAUGCGGGCCCGUUCCGCAAAUCGUACCAGUCCCAAAGCAACCACCAAAAUUUGGAGGAAGAAUUCAGUGACUUGAUUUUGCACGAAGUCAAACGGCAGAAGCAGGAAAAGGCUUCUGAGAGUCCCGAAACCCCGCAACUGGCAAAUGCGCCUACUACCAACAAGGAUGAGUUCAACGAGUUGAGCCACAAAAUCUUAGAGAACGAGGAGCUCCUGCGGAAUAUCUUGCCAGUCACAGGAUCUGACGAUGACAACGCAAUGCAAGUCGAUAGUUAUGAUGCUGCUGGCAGCAUCUCAUCCUUGGAAAACGAGGAUAUCUCCAAGGUGGAUUUCACCCAUAUUUCGCUGCCCGCGUCGGCACGUCAGCCCCCCAACUCUUCUGCAGUAUAUGUGGGUAGUAAUGGGCACGCCAGCAACUCGUUUGUUAGCAAGGUGAAAGAGACACUGGGUGGCUUGGUGCCUGUGAGAAUCAAGUGGGUCAAUCAGACGCGGGAAACCAUCACCAAGGUCUCGAUCAUUGGAUCCUUUUCCAAGUGGAGAGACGUCAUUAAGCUCAAGCAGUCGCAAACCAACCCGAAUGAGUACCAUACCACGAUCAAGUUGCCACUAGGUGUCCACAAAUUGCUUUAUGUUGUGAACAACGAGUAUAGGGUGCUGGAGUGGUUACCUACGGCGACCGAUCAGGAGGGCAUUUUCUUCAACUGGUUUGAAGUCUUGGACCCACAGCACUUAUUCAACAACACAAGCAACCAAACCAAACUCAGCUCGACGGACGAGGUCAACAUUGUGCAAACAGCCGGUGAACACAACGCGACGCAGAUCCAGAAAAAGUCCAACAGCUUCCUCAUAAAGAUGUCAAAAAAGGAGAAGGAAACACAACACGAGCACGUGGAAUACCUGCAGCCCCAGGCCCCCAACGAUUGUGCCUACAUGGCCUCUGAAGAAUCAUUGCAGGCGCCGUCUCACGAACCUUCCUACCUGUCGCUACUCGAUAACCCUGAGUACAGUAAGAAAACAAUCACGUACUCCUCCGAAGUACCAGAAAUGCUUGUUGACUACAAUUACUUCAAAAAGAAGUCGCCGGAUUACGAGCUUCCUGAGCCGCCCCAACUCCCAGCCCACUUGAACAACGUGCUAUUAAACAAGAUGUCCGGGCAGCAUCAGCCUCCCCUACCACCACCACUGUCACUCACGAUCCCCCAGAUAGGUGGAGACCCUACAUUCGCAAAACGGCCACCAUUGCGUCGUGCAGACAGCUCCUACUACGCGUCGAACAAAGAAGCGUACCACAGGUCGAUCCCGAAUCACGUGAUCCUCAAUCAUUUGAUGACCACUUCCAUCAGGAAUGAUGUUCUCACCGUAGCGUGCAUCACAAGAUACUCCGGAAAAUUUGUUACUCAGAUCAUGCAUUCCCCUGCAGACACGGGCCUGGAUGGCUAG
Metschnikowia bicuspidata var. bicuspidata NRRL YB-4993 is the source of this 1488-nucleotide messenger RNA. RefSeq names its product Kis2p (gene KIS2). Lineage: Eukaryota; Fungi; Ascomycota; Pichiomycetes; Serinales; Metschnikowiaceae. Bases 1 to 1488 code for a protein of 495 amino acids. Gene Ontology annotation, cellular component: nucleotide-activated protein kinase complex; cytoplasm; nucleus. The transcript is spliced from 2 exons. Gene Ontology annotation, molecular function: protein kinase binding. The record is from RefSeq and is a predicted model, not a curated record. Gene Ontology annotation, biological process: signal transduction.